Molecule: messenger RNA, 2922 nt
Organism: Petromyzon marinus (sea lamprey)
Lineage: Eukaryota; Metazoa; Chordata; Hyperoartia; Petromyzontiformes; Petromyzontidae
Source: RefSeq, a predicted model, not a curated record
UACUUGUGUUACUACAUGUGUAGUAGCUACUUGUGUAGUAGCUACUACACUUGUAGCUACUUGUGUUACUACAUGUGUAGUAGCUACUUGUGCUACUAGGUUAAUAAUCUGUCACUGGCCUCGCCUUCCUCCUCGUCGUCAAACUCGUCCUCCUCCUAGUCCGCCUCGUCUCUCUCCUCGUCGUCCUCGUCCUCCUCGUCAUGAUGGUGCAGGCGGUUCGCGUGCGCGCGGACGCGCUCCACGUGUGCCUCACGCACGCGCUCUCCACUGAGCGCGAGGAGGUCAUGGGGCUGUGCAUCGGGGAGGUGGACACGAGCGAGGUGGUUCACAUCUACUCGGUGAUCAUCCUCCGGCGCUCGGACAAGCGCAAAGACCGCGUGGAGAUCUCCCCGGAGCAGCUGUCGGCCGCCUCCACCGAGGCCGAGAGACUGGCGGUGCAGAGCGGGAAGCCGAUGCGCGUGGUGGGGUGGUACCACUCCCACCCACACAUCACGGUGUGGCCCUCGCAUGUCGACGUGGGCACGCAGGCCAUGUACCAGAUGAUGGACGAUUGCUUCGUGGGACUCAUUUUCGCCUGUUUCUCCGACGACAAGAACACCAAGACUGGCCGCGUGCUGCUCACCUGCUUCCAGUCCAUGAAAGUGCCCGGGGAAGAGGAGAUAGCGCGAGUCGAGAUCCCGGUGCACGUGGUGCCGUGCCCGACCAUCAGCCAGAUGUGCCUGGAGUCCAUCGUUGAGCUGCCCAAGAGUCUGUGCGAGGAGGAGCAGGACGCGUACCGGAGGGUUCUCAAUUUAACCAGCCUGGACCCCAUCACUAAGAUACACAACGGGACAGUUUUCACGAGGAAUCUGUGCUCCCAGAUGGCCUACGUGAGUGGGCCGCUGCUCCAGUUCCUGGAGGACCGCGUAGAGCGGAACGCGUGGAGGAUCCGCGAGCUCCAGGCAGAGAAACAGAAGCUCCAGGAGCAACUGGAGGCCCUGGAGUAGUGACCCUGCUGGCAGUGACGCGGACGUGCCGGCUCAAAGCUCCAUUGUCCGCAUGAUUCACACUUGUCGUCAUGAUUCACACCUGUCGGCAUGAUUCACACUUGUCCGCAUGAUUCACACUUGUCGGCGUGAUUCACACUUGUCGGCGUGGUCACUGGGAUUGUUGCUCUGGAAAGUACAAUGGUAACCAGUGGCGUGUGUAUGCUCAUGUUGAGGUUGGCGAGUGAGGCAGCGAACGGCUACAGUUGCCUCACGGUGAAAGUCCACUGGUGAAUUAUCGCAUCGGGCAUUGCGGUUCCUGUGUGAUCCGUGGUUUUAGAUGUAUACUCGCAGAUAUAGAUUCAGACGUGCAUUGAGACUUAGACUUACAUAGAGAGCCAUAGACUCAAAUGGACACGGCUUCGGGAUUCACGUCGUGGUGAAUAUUCCAAACGCCGCCAGCAAAUGAUCGCAGCCGGCAGUGGCGUUAAUUGUGGUCUAUUGUUUGAGAUCGGUGACAGCAGCCUUGCUGCGGGCUGCUCCGAAUUGUCCAUUGGCGCAAGGAGAUAGCGGCGUCUGCCAUGCCGACGUGUUCCCACUGCCACAUCACACCGGCGGGAUGUACGAGCCGAUGUCCGGUGGCCCCGUGGCGACAGCUGUGGUGUUGGCGAGGAGCGCGAAAUCGAGAGCGGCGCGUUUCGGUGGGAGGGGGCAGAGGGUCAGCGGGUGAACCAACGCAAAGGCUGCCACCCCGACCCCGUGGACGGUGUUGAACCCCCGCUUCACGAGCAAGAGGUCUGGGCGGUGGAUAUACGUGGACGUAACGAUAAGCGUGGAGUGGUGGCACGAACCCGAUCAGCCGAGCUUGCAUCUCUGGCCACAGAUCAGGUCCCGCAACAAAACAACCCCCGUAACCCAACCUGGUGUGGCGAGGCCUUCCUCCGUCCUUGGCUUGAUAAUGGCUGGAAAUUAUUUUAUUGUGCAAAUCGACUCUUAUACAAUACACAUAAAUAAGGCUCCACUAGAAUCUAUAUUAGGAAUCUAUUGAGUAAUGUAAACAUACGAAACUGAAAUCUGCAUUGAAGUGAAUCUGGAGGAUUUCGUGGCGUGAAUAUAGAAUCCACACGAGUGGGAAUGUAGACUUUACAGCUGUAGAAAUGUCGAGGAAGCAUCGUGUCGUGAAGUCCCACGUGAUAAUAGUUCGGCUGGCUCCGAAGAAUCAGCAGCUCGCAAUCGGAAAGUUGCGAGUUCCAAUCCUGGUUCGGGCUCGACUCAGCCACUCGUAUACCUUUGGGGUCCAUAAAAUGAAUACCGCUUUGUGCGAAGUUGAUGGUCAUUGUCCGAUGGAUUAAUUCACCACCAUAGGAAUGUGGAAUUUACCCCGCUAGUUCAGGGCUGGCAGCAGAUGCACGUGAUGUCAAUUGGCACGUGGAAUACCCCAAGAUGAAUGCGCAUCCUUGCGUCUGCUUUGUAAACCACGAUUGGAGUUAACGUGUCUUGCGUGUUGGAAAUAACACCCGUUUCUCUCUCAUCAACUACAGUCGGUUAUCCUACAGCGCCGCGUGUUAUCGUAACGCGAAUUGUAUAUAACGUGAUGAAUGUAUGAGGGAACACUUUUUUUAAUAACAAGGAUGUGAACGGGAUAUAACGCAAUCGAGUGAACGGAACCCCGUCGCGCGAGUAGGAGAAUGUGGUCGUACGGCUGCCUCGGCGAAGCCUCGCUGCUACGCGCCUCGGUCUUUAUUCAGCCUGAAUAUGCAUCUCGCGUCGUAUCACGCGCUCUGCUUUAUCCUACAUUGUUAUUAAAAUGCGAUUUUUCCAUAACCCCGGUGUUCAUCAGGAACGCAGCUACCACGUUAUAAGAGAACGGACUGUACACCAUAAUCAAUCUUGGCAAACUUCUCGUCCUUGGUAUGUCAUGUAUGUAAAUAUUUAAAUAAAACUACUGUCAACACAA